AUGAACCAGCCACUUCACCAAUUAACUGGGAUUGAAGAAGAUGCUAUCAUUCAACAUCGAUUGGCUAUCGACGAGAAAGGCUGGAAGCAGUUGUCUAAGCGGGUGUUCAACAGCCACAGCUUAGAGGAUAACCAAAGUGCUUUACUGGAGCUACACAAGUUUAAACUGCAAAUGGAUAGAUCGCACUUGGUAGACGCUGCCAUCCAAUCUCAGUCCACAGAAGCUCAUUUGGAGAGAGAGAGGAUGAAUAGUGCGUGUUCCUCGAUAAUCCAACAGAACAAUCAACUUGUCUACGAUCUGCACCAAGCUCAAUUAGAUAGACAGCGUAAAAUGGAGUACGAUUCCCUCGCUGCUGAGAUAUUCAAUUACCCUUCACGCCAAGAUAGUCAGCGUUCCAUAGACGCCCUUCAAUCUUCCAUCGACGAUCUUCACCACACCAAACACUCUCAACGUAACACCUUUUCAAACAGGGCUCUUACUUUUGCUGAGAUUCUCGACGCUUGUGAGAGACUUAGAGGCGAUGUUGGCGCUGAGGCUGAAGAAGGCAGACGGAGAGCUCUCGUUGAAAUGGAACUCGAAGGUGAGACAGGUGAGAGAGGCGAGACAGGUGAGGCUGCUGAGGCUGCUGAGACUGGUCAUCUUGCCGAGAAAUCUAAUCUAGACCCAAAUGCCGCUGCUUUUGAGCCUGCCAUAUCCAAAAAGGUUGAUUUAGAGGAAGGCGAGGAGAAUGAGUAG
Molecule: messenger RNA, 735 nt
Organism: Wallemia ichthyophaga EXF-994
Lineage: Eukaryota; Fungi; Basidiomycota; Wallemiomycetes; Wallemiales; Wallemiaceae
Exons: 2
Coding region: 1-735 (244 amino acids)
Biological process (GO): mRNA processing
Cellular component (GO): THO complex part of transcription export complex
Source: RefSeq, a predicted model, not a curated record